AUGCAGAAAGCCAACACCUCCAACAGAAAGCCUGAAGCCCGGACCCGACAGGAGGGCAAAGCGGUCCGCCCUGAAGUGGCGAUAGGAGGCGUCCUUUCCUUGCCGUCGUCGCCGUUGCCGUCGUUGCCUUUCUGGCAGCCGGAGCCCGGCGACGCCGAGCGCUUCAUCAGGUAUUGCAGGACCGAGAAGUGCCCCGACUUUCAGGCUGGGCACUGCGAGCUCCACAAGCCAAUGCAGUGCUUUCACUUUCACUUCGAGGGCCAGCGGCGGCGUCCACCAAUAGGUGAAGAUCAACGGCUCCGCUACUGGGAGCUCCCGUGCAAGUGGAUCUCUCAGCCCAACAAGUGCCCUCUUGGGGACCGAUGUACGCUGGCUCACUCCAAGGGUGAGAUCUCUUAUCAUCCAGCAAAGUACAAGACGCGAGUCUGCAACGGCGCUGACUGCCAGAAGGCCACCUGCUGCUUUGCGCACUUGGACAAGGAGCUGCGAACCAAAGCUUCUGCUCGCUACUCCCAGACCCAAGGCACCCCUUUUCCAGCUGCUCCAGCCAACGCUACUGGCGUAGCCACUCCAGCUCCCCCGAACGAGCCGAAGAACUCGAGCUACUCGAGCUACCAGCUGGAGGCUGCGGAAGCUGUGGAGGCUGCGGAGGCUUUUGAGGGCCCCGAGAAGGUCUCUGAAGGACCAAACGUGGAUCUGAAUACCUUCAAGGUUUUUCCAUGCCGCAAAGGGCGAGGUGUCCACGAUCGGAAGCUCUGCCCGUUCUUCCACAACCCACGGGACCGUCGCCGGCCUCCGGGGACCUACCUCCCCGAGCCCUGCGACGAGUGCUUUGACUCCAUGGCGGACUCACGGGAAGGCUCGGGAACCGGCUCAUCUCGGAGUUGCUCGCGCGGAGACGCUUGCCACCUCUGCCACAAUCGCCUGGAACUGCUUUACCACGACACAGUCUUCAAGCGCCGCUUCUGCGCCACUUUCCCUGAGGUGUCCUCGUGCCAGAGAGGAAAGCUUUGUGCCUUUGCGCACAGCCGUGAGGAGGUGCGAGUGGAGCUGCUGAAGCCGGAGGAGGAGGAGCUCAUGGCAAGGUGGAAUUCCAAGGCUCUUCUGGACACGGAGAUCCGGCUGAUGCAGCCCAGAGUCGUGGAGUUCUUUACGAAGCGCUUCAAGACGCUCUGGUGCCCCUACGGAACCCAGCACGGCUGGCACGAGUGCCUCUACGCUCACACGGACCAGGACUGGCGGCGGCGGCCAGAGCUGGGCUACAGCAGCGAGCCCUGCACGGAGUGGGCCAAGCAUUUGGGUGAACGGCUCCAGUACACCGAGCGAUGUAGCAAAGGCCUGCGGUGCUGCUUUGCCCAUGGCUCGAAGGAACAGCUGUAUCAUCCCGCCUACUACAAGACGAUGCCGUGCACGGACUGGGCGGCGGAGGGCCGCUGCCCCCGAGGUUCCCAGUGCGCCUUCUACCACGGCCUGCAUGAACAGCGCCGAGAGCUCUGCGAGGCCACGUCGCCGAGCAGGACAGUGCAGAGCCAGGCGAGCCUUCCACAAAGCUCAGGCGCAGGCCUGGGCCUCGAAGGCCUCGGCCGCUGGGCGCAGAAGCGGAAGGAGGUCUUCUCGGUGCAGGACCUCGAGGCGGCCUUGGCUCAAAGCGUCCAUGAGGCCACCCGGCUGGACCCUGCCAGCAUGGCCGCUUCCAGCGUGGACGGGGCCACGACACUCAGCGGAAGAAGCGGAAUGAGGACCUCCUUUGGCUCCUUAGCGUCGCUGGCAUCGCUGGCAUCUUCGAACUCAGGAUCGCCUGCAGUGGGCCCUUUGGCCGAUGCGCCGCACGUGCGGCACGUGGUAAACACAGAGCUGGAGCCCGCUUAUGUGCGGCUUCCACCCAUGUGGGAAAACCAUGGUCACCUGAAUCCUUUCCCAGAAGAUGACGAGGCAGCCACCACGCGAAGCUUCCGCUUGUGA
Molecule: messenger RNA, 1962 nt
Organism: Symbiodinium pilosum
Lineage: Eukaryota; Dinophyceae; Suessiales; Symbiodiniaceae
Source: the annotation of a GenBank genome assembly